UACCAGCCUCUUCCUUUCUUCUUGCUGGCUAGGUUUUUAAGUUAAAAAGAACUUUUUUUAAAUUGCUUUUGUCGUGGCAGCACAGGGCUCUCUGCCCCCGGCUGAGAGGGGCCAGUAUUCCUGUCACUGGGCUCUGCCAGCUGAGACCGUGUCCCUAAGAGUGCCUUGGACUUCACACGAUUGAGAACAUGGCUUUUGAACGUGCACACACAACUUCUCAAUUUUUAUCUCUAGAAGCCAGACACUCAUUUCAGAGACCGCAACUGCACUUCUUCAGAUCUCUGCAUUCAAAUCAGCUUCUAAUUGGGGCCUGUGUGUCUUCCAUACUAAUUUUGGAGACAGACUGAUGACACACGGUAGCAAAUAAUGCAAAGUGGCCUCUUCUCAGUAAGCCCUGGCCCAAAGGGGGGAUUUCCUGAGGAUGCAGAACACAAUAGCAUAACUAAACUGGAAAUAAAACACUCCUUUUCUGUUGCAUGGAGGCUAUUUGUUCUUCCAGCUCUUGUGUCAGCCAGCUAGGAUGAGGUGUCUGCCUUCUAAUUCCAUAGUGUUGCUUCCAAACUCGAUGGUUCUCCUGGUCCUGUAAGAUCCCUGCAUCUGGCAGUCUCAACCCAGUCCUCCUUUUCAUCCAAGGCUAUAGAUUGACCUUGUGUUCUCUAAGUCCUGCUUUCGCCUUGGCUCACUUCACGGUCUCCUGUUUUCUUAACCCUCCCCACCCCCCCGCCCCCUUCAAGUUGUCGGGACCUUCCUCUCCAUUAUCUCAGGUCGUCCCAUGACCAUCUAAGACCUGGUUAACAUGGCAAACUGUUCCAGUGCGGAGUCCUUAAAUUCUGUGACAGUGAACUCCUUUCUGCACCUGUUCUUGUACCCGCCCAAUACCCUUGACACAUCUCUCUUUGAUCAGUGUUAGUGACAUCAGAAUCCCUGGGGCGCUUGGCUACAAAUAGUUCUUGCUAAGUGUGGUCUACCCCAUGCACCCAGGGCAGCUCUCCAGCCUUCUGAUGCCUUAAUUUUGGGGAAGAUAAAGAAUGUUGACUGCGUCCUUCUCGCAAGGCAUGGGAGACAGCACAGCAUCAUGCCUUCCAAAGUCAACUACCAGGCGAACAUCUGGGCUCUGAAGGAGGAGGGCUGUACACAUGUCAUAGUGACCACAGCUUGCGGUUCUUUGAGGGAAGAGAUUCAACCUGGUGAUAUCGUCAUUAUCGAUCAGUUCAUCGACAGGUUUCUUCACUCUUCCCUUGCCCUGGGUCCUGGGCUUCAGGCACAACGCUCUUCACAAACCAGUUACAAAUGGCGUUCUACAAGUACUGAGAACUUGUGGGAGGUUCGUCCACAGACCACCAUAAGGCCUCAGACCUUCUAUGAUGGAAGUCACUCCUGUGCCAGAGGAGUAUGCCAUAUUCCCAUGGCUGAGCCGUUCUGCCCCAAAACGAGAGAGGUCCUCAUAGAGACUGCUAAAAAGUUAGGGCUCCGGUGCCACUCAAAAGGGACAAUGGUCACAAUUGAGGGACCUCGCUUUAGCUCCCGGGCAGAAAGCUUCAUGUUCCGUACCUGGGGGGCGGAUGUUAUCAACAUGACCACGGUUCCCGAGGUGGUUCUUGCUAAGGAGGCUGGAAUUUGCUAUGCAAGUAUCGCCAUGGCGACAGAUUAUGAUUGCUGGAAGGAGCAUGAGGAAGCGGUUUCAGUGGACCGGGUCUUAAAGACCCUGAAAGAAAAUGCCAAUAAAGCCAAAAGUUUACUCCUCACUACCAUACCUCAGAUAGGGUCCAUGGAAUGGUCAGAAACCCUCCAGAACCUGAAGAAUACAGCCCAGUUUUCUGUUUUAUUACCAAGACAUUAAAAGAGCGUGGCUGCCUAGAAGACCAGAAGACUUUCUAAUUCCAGUCAUUUGGGAAAUUUCUGCCUAGUUAAUGGAAAAAACAUGGAAAGACAUGCAGCUCUCGUGCCCCUGCCUGCUAAGGAAGAACAUGACAAGACAUGCACAUAUCAGAAAUGCCUUCUAGAAGGCUUGGACUGCUUCAGAAAACAGAAGGAAAGCAAAUCACCAGUUAAACACGUGGAAAAAUUCUUAAAAAGACAAGACCCCAUUUGCCCUUCCCCCAGUAGGUUUGUAAUAAUACAGGGUAGGAGAUAACAUCCAGCUUCCUAUGUUACCAAGGAAAUAUGAAGAAGAACUGGAAUUCUUAGACUAUUUAUUGGUGUAACUGUAAAUUCAUACAGUCUUUCUGGAGGGCAGUUUGGUAAAAUUCCUACAGUUUUAAAAAGUUUUAAAAAUACUUACACCCUAUGUGCUGGCUACUCUAGUCCUAGGACUUUAUCUUUAUAAAAUUAUCAGAGAUACAAAGAAUUAUGUAUAAAGAAGGAUGUCUAAUAUAGUUUUAGUUAUAAUAACAAAUAUACAAAACAAUCUGAAUAUCCAACAGUUGGAGGUAAAUUAUGACCUAGCUCUAAUUAGAUUGUGAAGCAGCCAAGUAAAGAUCAUGUUUUCACAUAUUUAAUGUCCUAAAGAAAUGACUGCUCUGUAAUAUGAAAUGACAAAAGGAUAUGCGUAAGCAUUUUACAUUGCUAAUUUUGUCUUUAAAUUCUGCAUUGAUGUAUAAAAAGACUAGAAAUGAAUAUAUUAUAAUCUUUUGUUACCAUAUUUGGGGGAGGGAAACAAUUUAAUUUUCUUUAUAUUUUUCUGUGUCUUCACAUUUUUCUACAGUGAAUAUACUCAAAUGGUAAAGCUGUCUUAAAAAUAAAAAAGACCCAGUUCUUGAAAAAAUACAGGUGUAAUGAUACAAAAUUUAAGAUGGUAAUUCUAAGAAGAGUUCUGUUUGAGUUCGAUCUUCAUGAGUGACUGUACAGUCAGAACGAUAUUUGGGCCUGCCACAACUUGAGAAAAACUGGGUGUUUAAUACUCAGAUAGUCUUAAACCAUGUAAGAGACUAUAUACACACAUUAUAGUGUGUCAGGUAUUUUUAAAAUUAAUAUUUGAUCUUUGUUUCUACUUUUUGAGUUGAUGAAUUAUUUUACAUGAGUUAGUGGUUUAGAUUUUUUCAUAAAAUAGAAGCUUGCUUCUUACACUGCUUUUUGUUAAUUUUAUAGGAAUGUGUUUUGUUCUGUCACAGGGAGAUCUUUUUUUUUUUCCUCAGAAUUAUUACUUUUCACUGUGGGCUGUUACUGGAUCCUUUAGUGAUAUAUCCUGUUUAAAGAGUCUGUAAAGUCCAUGUGUUUGUGUCUAGGAGAUUGGCUUCAAGAUAAUCUGCUAAUUAUAAACAAUAAAAUAAACCAGUUACCCCCAGCAUUAAAACAUG
Panthera uncia (snow leopard) is the source of this 3296-nucleotide messenger RNA. It is a transcript of the gene MTAP, whose product is annotated as methylthioadenosine phosphorylase. The transcript is spliced from 8 exons. Gene Ontology annotation, molecular function: S-methyl-5-thioadenosine phosphorylase activity. NCBI's taxonomy places the organism in Eukaryota, Metazoa, Chordata, Mammalia, Carnivora, Felidae. Bases 1076 to 1840 code for a protein of 254 amino acids. The record is from RefSeq and is a predicted model, not a curated record. Gene Ontology annotation, biological process: nucleoside metabolic process. Gene Ontology annotation, cellular component: cytosol.